GUGGGGCAGCAGGCUGGCAAGAGGAGAUAAGGGGCCUCCUGGGAGCCCGUGUGCAAGUCAUGCUCCGGAGGAGACAGCUCAGCCUGAUGAGCCUCAAUUAGGAAACCCGGGCUGGGCGGGGAGGGGCCUCUCCGUCCUCACUGCAGCCUGAGCCUCUGCUCCCGCCUCCACCACGGAGCUCUGCCCAGGCCCAGCAGCCAUGGCUCCAUCCUUGACUGCUCUCUUCUGUCUCGGGCUGUGUCUGGGGCGGCCGGUGAUCGCAGCGCAGAGCGGCCUGCUCCCCAAGCCCUCCCUCCGGGCUCUGCCCAGCUCCCUAGUGCCCCUGGAGAGGCCGGUGACCAUCUGGUGCCACGGGCCUCAGGGCGUGGACCUGUACCGCCUGGAGAAACUGGGAUCCAAGAAGUACGAGGACCACAACUUCCUCUCCAUCUCGGCCAUGAAAACGAGUCACGCGGGGCGCUACCGCUGCUCCUACCAGAACGGGUCCCAGUGGUCGCUCCCCAGUGACCAUCUGGAGCUGGUCGCCACUGGGGUCUUCGACAAGCCCUCGCUCACUGCGCAUCCCAGCCCCGUGGUGCCCCCAGGGGGGGAUGUGACCUUGAAGUGUCAGAGCCAAUAUGGCUUUGACCAGUUUGCUCUGUAUAAGGAGGGGGACGCUGGGUUCUACAAGAGACUCGAGCAUCGGUACCAUGCAGAUUUCCCCAUGGUCCCGGUGACCACUGCUCACAGCGGGACCUACCGGUGCUACAGCUUUUCCAACGUCUCCCCGUACCUGUGGUCAAGCCCCAGCAACCCCAUGGUGCUCACAGUCACAGCGUCCCCCGAAGCCUCCAGGAGACUGAUCACCUCACCCAGGAACAGAGCCUCGACCACCGCCCUGUCCAGGAACGUCCCCGUCUCUCCAGAGGGGUCCAGCACUCCAAUUGGUCUCGCCCGCCAGGACCACACCCAGGGGAACCUGGUCCGGAUCUGCCUCGGUGCUGUGGUCCUCGUUCUGCUGCUGGGUGUGGUGGCCGAGGACUGGCACAGUCAGAGGAGAGCCCUGCGGCCCAGGCUCAAGCCCGUGCAGAGGCCCCUCCCGCCCCUCCCACAGACGCAGCGUGGCGGUCAGGAGGAGCACCUCCGUCAGAACCCUGGUGUGGCCGCGUCCAAGAGCCAGAGGGUGUGAAGGCCGUGGGGGGCCAGGCUGUGGGCGGAGGAGGCUGGGCCUCUUCAGGGAGCCGCAGAGCAGUGUCUACGGGGCUCUGUCUCCUUGGCUGCGAGGGUCCAGUGGAGGCUGCGUGUCCUAGACACCUUCACCUGUGGUCACUAAGUCCCUGGACAGGCACCGAUGGCCUCCCCUCGCCCUCCUAAUACGGGCUCCACAUCCAUCCCCCACUCACGGCUCACUGUCCGCCCUGUGCGCGGCCUUCCCUGCCCCCUGUCCUCAGGUUGGCCCACCCCACCCAUCUUCAGCUGUGGUCUGGUAAAUCUGUUUUUAGAAAGGUCCUGGUUCUUCUAGGCAGUCGGAUGCGCUUCUUGUUGUCACCAGCACACAAUAAAAGUCACAGUGGCCCCAG
This is a messenger RNA of Ictidomys tridecemlineatus (thirteen-lined ground squirrel), 1559 nucleotides long. Lineage: Eukaryota; Metazoa; Chordata; Mammalia; Rodentia; Sciuridae. The record is from RefSeq and is a predicted model, not a curated record.